GACCGGCGGAAUCUCUUGCCGACUCUGCGGUGGCGGGCACAGCCACAGGUUUUCCCACCUGUCCCCGCAGCGAAGGGCGCGGCGCCUCGCCCUCCCGCACCCGUCCGUCCCCUGGCCCGAAACCACCACAAAAACAAGCAGCAACCGCGAAAGGAAAAGGAGAAACGCCCCAAAACUCGGUCGGUUCCCCACUUCCCCACGCUUCCUGACGUCCUCCUCAACCAUCCUCCAGCACCCUCCCAAGGGACCGGACCACGAGGCUUUGGCUGCGGGCGGAACUGCUCCUCCAGCUUCUUCCACCGCGCUCGGCCCGCACCCAUGGAGGUGGAUGAGUGCGGCGGCUGGGACUUCCUCGAGUGGGUGGGCCCCGACACCUCCGCCUGCGUCUUCCGCCUCCUCGACGACCCCGCCGACCUCGCCCGCGCCGCUGCCGUCUCCCGCUCCUGGCGCCGGUUCGUUAUCGACAACGAACUCUCCAAGAACCUGUGCCUGCGGAUAUGCCCCGAGGUCGCCAACUUCACCCGCGCAGUCGAGGUGAGCAGAUCGCCGCCGCCGCCCGCCGCGCACGCCUCCGAGUCCAGCCAUGAAGCUGAGCUCAGGAACCUUGAGAGGGACCACAGGAUAUACUCCUACCUCAGCGGUGCCCUCGUCUCCACCAAACCUUCCAUGGACUGCAUCCUGCACUGCAUCGUCGCCUCCAGCACCGACAAUUUCCCGGACGAGAGCAUUAAGAACACGCUCGAGCCGCUGGACCGGAUCAAUCACCGCCCCUCCUACUGGUCGAGCGGCGGGCAGGAUGACGCCGACGUGCCGGAGAGCUUGACCUACAGGCUCAACUCUGAUCUCUGCAUAAUUGACGAGAUCAGGAUACAACCGUUCAAAGCGUAUUUUCAGCCUGGCCAUCCUAUUUACUCUUCAAAGUCGGUGCGAAUUCGGAUGGGCCACUCCAAGAUUCCUCAUGGGGCGGAGUUUUUUGUCACGGAUGAGGAUGAGAACCUGAGGGUGAUCGCUGAUGAAAAUUACGUGUGGACGUACACGUCACCAGAGUUUCCUAUGCUGCAGGAAAAUGAGUUACAAACCUUCAAACUCCCGCGUUCAGUCCUUUGCAUUGGUGGUGUAGUGAAGAUUGAACUGUUGGGAAGAGUACAGAAACAAGAUACAGAUGAUAGGUAUUACAUAUGUGUCUGCCAUGCCCAAGUGAUCGGGCGCUCCCUUUCACCAGAUUUCAUGGUUGACAUCUCUGAUCCUGCUGGUUAUUCAAUCCUCAAGUAUCUGCCGGGUGCCAGUAACUUGCGUGCAGAAGACAUAGUCCCGGAUGACCCUAGAGACUCGUCGGAGUGGCACCCGCUUGUUGCUAGAUACAAGCGGAUGAGGCAUCUGGCGAUGAUGAAUGUGCUGCUUGGGCCUGUACAAUUUAUGGAUGAAGACGAUAUAGGUGGUGUCACCGAUGAUGACCUGUACAUGUAGGCCUCGUUUGCUGGACUGCAGGGUUUUUACUAUCUAUAGUUAGCAUUUUCUCUGAAGCAGUCUGUAACCUAGUUGAGAAAGAAUGUCGUUCUGAAUUUCUGAUGAGUAAAGUGUAAACACUUACUGCUGGCGUCGUGGUUUUACAACUCUGCUUAAUCUCGAUUGUGGUAAUAAGAUAAGUUCAGUUCUUGGCUC
Molecule: messenger RNA, 1662 nt
Organism: Phragmites australis (common reed)
Lineage: Eukaryota; Viridiplantae; Streptophyta; Magnoliopsida; Poales; Poaceae
Product: F-box protein At4g00755-like
Exons: 5
Coding region: 319-1467 (382 amino acids)
Molecular function (GO): protein binding
Source: RefSeq, a predicted model, not a curated record